UCUUUUUGCAUUUUUGCAAUUUUAUAUAUAAACGAAAAAUAAAAGAAAAGAAAAUAAAAAAAGAAAGAGAGAGAAUACUCAAAGCAAAGCGAAAUCAACACAAAACAGUUGAAAAAAUAAAAAAGAAAAACCAAAAAAAAAAAAACAUUAGCAAAAUUUACUCUUUUAUCUAAAACUAACUAAAAUAAAACAUAAAGAAAAACAAAAACAAAUUACUUCAAAUUUAAAUUAAAUUUUAAACUCUAAGCGAAGCCAAAGAACGGUUAAAAAAAAAAAAACAAAAGGAGAUACUUAAGAUUAAAUAAAAUACUAUUUUUUUUGCGAUCGUAGUUGAUCUAAAAACCCAAAGAAACGUCACGACGACGAUUCAAAGAGAAUAAAAUAAUAAAAGAAUAUUAAGAAAAUAAAACAUUGCGGCAAACAACUUCACGGGACUUGUGCAAAGCGCAGUCAAAGCUCUUUAUGAAUAAAUAAAAGGAAAUACCAAGAAAUAAGAACAUAUAUUCUAAGCGUAACCAAACAAGCAGUGAGAUUAAAUACUAAGCACACAACACAACCGAGUGUAAAAGCAAAAAGAAGCCAAAAACCAAAAAAAAAAAACAAACAAAAAACUGAAAUUCACAUUUUGAACAUUACCAGCAACUGUUCGACUGUAACUGUUAAGUUACAGUUCAACGCUAACAGCAUCAAGAUUAGCACUAAAAGUAAUAGUAACAGUAACGGCAACAGUAACGGCAAUAGUAACAGUAACAGUAACGAAAGCCUGAACAACAUGACCAACGCCAUGGAUAUUGUUAAGAAUGGUGGGAGCGCCAAUGGCUCCGUCGAUGGCAGCAAUGAUGAGUCGCGUACCAAUUUGAUAGUCAACUAUCUGCCACAAACCAUGACGCAAGAGGAGAUGCGUUCGCUCUUCUCAAGCAUUGGUGAGUUGGAGAGUUGCAAACUGGUGCGUGAUAAAGUCUCAGGUAAUUUGGUCUUACCAGCAUCAUUGACCGCACUCAAUCCAGCUCUGCAGCAGGGUCAGAGUUUGGGCUAUGGAUUUGUAAACUAUGUGCGCGCCGAGGAUGCUGAAAAGGCUGUGAACACCCUGAACGGUUUGCGUUUGCAGAAUAAGGUUAUUAAAGUAUCAUACGCCCGUCCAAGUUCAGAAUCUAUAAAGGGUGCUAAUUUAUAUGUAUCGGGUCUUCCGAAAAAUUUAUCACAACCAGACUUGGAGGGGAUGUUUGCAUCGUUUGGCAAAAUAAUUACAUCUCGUAUACUCUGUGAUAAUAUUUCUGGUCUAUCGAAGGGUGUCGGUUUUAUACGUUUCGAUCAACGCAACGAAGCUGAACGUGCCAUACAAGAGCUAAAUGGUAAAACUCCCAAGGGCUACGCCGAACCGAUAACAGUCAAAUUUGCCAACAAUCCAAGCAAUAGCGCCAAGGCCCAGAUCGCCCCACCAUUAACCGCAUACUUGACGCCUCAAGCCGCGGCGGCUACUCGACGUUUAGCCGGUGCUCUACCAUCGGCCGGACGUAUCAGAUACUCACCGCUGGCUGGUGAUCUACUGGCCAAUUCGAUAUUGCCGGGCAAUGCAAUGACCGGAUCUGGGUGGUGUAUAUUCGUUUAUAAUCUGGCACCGGAGACCGAGGAGAAUGUACUAUGGCAGCUAUUCGGUCCAUUUGGGGCCGUGCAAUCGGUGAAGGUAAUACGGGAUCUACAGACAAGCAAAUGCAAGGGAUUCGGCUUCGUGACCAUGACCAACUAUGACGAGGCUGUGGUAGCCAUACAAUCACUCAACGGCUAUACCCUGGGCAAUCGGGUGCUGCAGGUUAGCUUUAAGACUAACAAAACCAAAACAACUUAAGAUCAAGUUUUUCUGUUUCUGAGAUUCAAAACAAUUUAAAGUAGGUUUUUGAUUUUUCGGUCUAAAAACAACUCUCUUUACAAGAAAAAGAACAGAAUGAAAUAACACAAAUAUAUAAAUAAUAUAGUAAUGAUAAAUAUAAUGCAAAUGAUAAUGAGGAAAAAUACUAUGAAGCACAUUUGUACAUUCGACAUUUGACAGCGAGUUGUAGUCAAAAUUACUUAAUAACAUAAUUGAUGAGAGUGUGUGUGCAUACUAAAAACAA
Molecule: messenger RNA, 2111 nt
Organism: Drosophila innubila
Lineage: Eukaryota; Metazoa; Arthropoda; Insecta; Diptera; Drosophilidae
Gene: fne
Product: ELAV-like protein 1
Exons: 5
Coding region: 773-1846 (357 amino acids)
Cellular component (GO): ribonucleoprotein complex
Molecular function (GO): RNA binding
Source: RefSeq, a predicted model, not a curated record